AUGGUUUUUAAAGCACGCAAAAAAUGUCUAUUCGUAAUUUUGGUGCAGCUUAUAAGCCUCGCGAUAGUGCCGAUCGUAGGCCAAACGACUCAAAAUAUAAAUAUUCUUUUGGUCAACGAAGUGGACAACAAUUUGGCUAACGUGGCAGUAGAAGUCGCACUAAACUAUGUAAAAAAAAAUCCUCAACUAGGACUCUCGGUAGAUAUGAUAUACGUUGAAGGAAACCGCACCGACUCGAAGGAUCUUCUACAAUCAUUAUGUUCAAAGUACAGUCAAUCUUUGAGCGACAAUCGACCGCCACAUUUACUGCUCGAUACAACGCUCACUGGCGUGUCGUCCGAAACGGUCAAAUCAUUCAGUCUUGCUCUUGGAAUACCGACCGUUUCUGCUUCUUUUGGACAGGAAGGUGAUCUUCGCCAAUGGAGAGAUUUGACCCCAACGAAGCGUGGAUAUCUCCUACAGGUCAUGCCACCUGCUGACAUGAUUCCUCAAGUGAUUCGUUCGAUCAUCAUCCACAUGAACAUCACAAACGCUGCAAUCCUUUAUGACCAUACAUUCGUGAUGGAUCAUAAAUAUAAGGCUCUAUUGCAAAACAUACCGACACGGCACGUUAUCACCAGCAUCGCGGAUGAACGCGAUCGAGCUAGUCAGAUUGAAAAGCUUCGCAACUUAGACAUUAAUAACUUUUUUGUUCUUGGCUCUUUGGCAUCAAUUAAGCAAGUGUUGGAAUCUGCAAAAAACGACUACUUUGAGCGAAACUUUGCAUGGCAUGUUAUUACGCAAGAACAAAAAGAUCUUACGUGCAACGUUGAGAAUGCAACAAUUAUGUUUCUCCGACCGAUUUCGGACAGUUCGAGCAAAGAUCGGCUGGGCAGCAUUCGUACAACGUACAACCUGAAGCAGGAACCACAAAUUACCGGAUUCUUUUACUUCGAUCUAACAUUACGUGCCCUAAUUGCCAUAAAAAACAUUCUACAAUCAGGAUCUUGGCCAUCGAACAUGAAGUACAUUACUUGCGAGGACUACGACGGCACUAAUACACCGAAUCACACAAUCGAUCUUAAAACAGCAUUCAUCGAAGUAACAGAGCCAACCACUUUCGGACCGUUCGAAAUACCUAAAGGAGCCAAGAUCCCGUUCAAUGGUAAUAGUUACAUGAAAUUUGACAUGGACAUUAACGCUGUUUCGAUUCGUAGCGGAGCAUCAGUCAAUACACGAAGCCUUGGAACCUGGGAAGCUAGUCUUAACGCCCCGAUCAGCGUGGCCAACGAGGCAGACAUAAAAAAUCUUACAGCAGACGUCGUAUAUCGUGUAUAUACAGUCGUGCAAGCACCAUUUAUUAUGCGUGACCUGACAGCACCAAAAGGAUUUAAGGGCUAUUGCAUUGAUCUGCUAAACAAAAUUGCCGAGAUCGUUGAGUUUGACUACGAAAUCCGUGAAGUCGAGGAUGGAAAGUUUGGAAACAUGAACGAAAACGGAGAAUGGAAUGGCAUCGUGCGAAAACUGAUCGACAAACAAGCUGAUAUCGGGCUUGGUUCAAUGUCAGUUAUGGCCGAGCGUGAGACAGUGAUCGAUUUUACCGUGCCGUACUACGAUCUUGUUGGAAUUAGCAUCAUGAUGCAGCUGCCUAGUACCCCAAGUUCGUUGUUUAAAUUUUUAACUGUACUCGAAACCAACGUGUGGCUAUGCAUCCUAGCCGCAUAUUUCUUUACCAGCUUUCUCAUGUGGAUCUUCGACCGGUACAGUCCGUAUAGCUACCAAAACAAUCGUGAAAAGUACAAGAACGAUGACGAAAAGCGGGAAUUCAACAUUAAAGAAUGUUUAUGGUUUUGUAUGACCUCACUCACACCUCAAGGAGGUGGAGAAGCGCCAAAAAAUUUGUCCGGACGCUUGGUAGCCGCAACCUGGUGGUUAUUUGGUUUCAUCAUUAUUGCUUCGUAUACAGCCAAUUUGGCCGCAUUUCUAACUGUAUCACGAUUGGACACUCCCGUGGAAUCUUUGGAUGAUUUGUCUAAGCAAUACAAAAUUCUCUAUGCCCCGUUGAAUGGAUCGUCCGCGAUGACAUACUUCCAGCGCAUGGCUGACAUUGAGGCUAAGUUUUAUGAAAUAUGGAAGGAAAUGUCACUCAAUGACUCCCUGACGGCAGUAGAACGAUCAAAGCUCGCUGUGUGGGAUUAUCCCGUAAGCGACAAGUACACCAAAAUGUGGCAAGCCAUGCUCGAGGCAGGUUUACCAAACAGCCUAGAAGAGGCAGUACAACGGAUACGUAACUCGACAUCAGCAUCCGGAUUUGCGUUUUUGGGCGACGCAACCGAUAUUCGUUACCAGGUGCUCACCAAUUGCGACCUUCAAAUGGUUGGAGAAGAAUUUUCUCGCAAACCAUACGCUAUUGCCGUGCAGCAAGGUUCCCCAUUAAAGGACCAGUUCAACAACGCCAUUUUGAUGUUGCUUAACCGCCGUGAACUGGAAAAACUAAAGGAACAAUGGUGGAAAAACGAUGACGUGCAGAACAAGUGCGAGAAGCCUGACGAUCAAUCAGACGGCAUCUCGAUACAGAACAUUGGUGGCGUAUUUAUCGUAAUAUUUGUUGGCAUUGGAAUGGCAUGCAUUACCCUUCUGUUUGAGUUCUGGUACUACAAAUAUCGCAACAAUGGCAAAGUGAUCGACAUCGUGGAAUCAUCAGAGCAGCAGCAACAGCGAAACAAUACAAUCGUCAAAAACGUUCGUCCGGCGGGAAAACUGACCAAACAGGACUCAUUAAGGGAUACAACAAAAGGCCAAACAUAUCAAACCCUCCGAACGCGUACCUUGAUACCAAACCUUAGCAAAUUUCAACCACGAUUUUAA
Molecule: messenger RNA, 2847 nt
Organism: Anopheles nili
Lineage: Eukaryota; Metazoa; Arthropoda; Insecta; Diptera; Culicidae
Gene: Ir25a
Product: ionotropic receptor 25a
Exons: 10
Coding region: 1-2847 (948 amino acids)
Biological process (GO): modulation of chemical synaptic transmission; monoatomic ion transport; synaptic transmission, glutamatergic
Cellular component (GO): plasma membrane; postsynaptic membrane
Molecular function (GO): transmitter-gated monoatomic ion channel activity involved in regulation of postsynaptic membrane potential; glutamate-gated receptor activity
Source: RefSeq, a predicted model, not a curated record